This is a messenger RNA of Penicillium subrubescens, 2864 nucleotides long. RefSeq names its product metal cation transporter MSC2. Gene Ontology annotation, molecular function: zinc ion transmembrane transporter activity. Lineage: Eukaryota; Fungi; Ascomycota; Eurotiomycetes; Eurotiales; Aspergillaceae. Gene Ontology annotation, biological process: transmembrane transport; zinc ion transport; intracellular zinc ion homeostasis. Bases 1 to 2667 code for a protein of 888 amino acids. The transcript is spliced from 4 exons. The record is from RefSeq and is a predicted model, not a curated record. Gene Ontology annotation, cellular component: Golgi apparatus; membrane.
AUGUCAGCGGGGGCGUUGCCCUCGAUUGCGGAUAUCGCUGCUCCACCUACGGGACAUUCACACGGCCACAGCCGUGGUCGAGGACAUGGUCACAAUCGAUCUGCUCGCUGGGCGCAACCGCCACCUUCGUCGCUGGGACAUUCCAGUGCCAGCAGCCCACCACAAUCCGAGCCGACCGGCGCUGUGAGUGCGAGCUAUUCGUAUAGUCAUGCCUCACAGCCAUCCGUGUCUCAUCAUAACCAUUCGGUUUCCUCCCACUCGAUUGGGCACCAUCACCACACCCAUACCGCGUCCUCGAUCCACCACGAUGCGUCGCAUACGCAUACGCAUGCUCACGGGCAUGACCACGAACACAAGCACGACCAUACCCAUGGCCAUUCUCACAGCUCAGCCUCGCUAGCGCAAGCGGGGCAUCAAGCCAAGCUGAUACAUGAAAUAUAUACCGGCUCCCUUAUCGCAUUGCCUUGGAUUGCCUUGUCUUGGUAUUCUCGGAGCUGCGCGACCGUGGACAUUCCAGAAAACUCCACAACACCACCAAUUGCGUCAGUUGGGCAGGUCGGAUCAAAGGUUGGGCUCAUGACCGCCAUGACCCUACUUGCGUUCGGGUGUGGUCAGAUCGUGAGGAAGAAUCACCAACAAAGUGGGUCCAUGGGCACCUCCUCAACCAUAAAAUUGCCAGCAGCCAAUGCGAAGACAGCCCAAUUGGCUUUACAGCAGAUCUUCUCUGUUGGAUUGCCAAUCUAUGCUGCAUUCAAGGUUGGAGGCUUCUUGGUAGCCUUCGCACUUCUUCUUGCAACAAGUUCUGGCCUGCCAAGCGCGGCCAGCACGACCUUUCAAAGCGGGACCUCGGAGCGAUAUAGCAAGAAGCGUUUCACCAUUGCCCUUUUGGUUACAGCGGUGCUUUUGAGCUUCCUUGGUAUGAACCAGCCGUGGGAUUCCUCGCCCUUUCUGGGUUAUGCGGCACUUUUGGUAUCGGUCUUUGUUCUUCCUCCUCCGUUCCCGACGCUUCGUCGUCAGGGACCUAUUCCAGAGCCGGGGCUCGUUGCUGAGUCUAUGGCUCAGCACAGCAAGGCCUCAGAUGCAGGCCAAUCAUCUGUCGUCAUUACGACUGACGCACCUCUCGCGCUCAUCACUGGAGCUUCUCUGGCUGCUUUGACUUUAAUCGUCUCUCGUGGCUUGCCAUUCAGUACGCGGGAGCUGAUCUACAUUUUGCCGGCUGCGCUAUCCUUCGCGCUGUCUAUGAUGCUUUGGUUUCCCUCGGGGCUUCGUUCCGGUGAUAAAUUCGGUCUCGCUGUCAGCACUGCGACGGCGGCUCUCCUCUGCUCACUCCAUACCAAGGAUGAUUUCUUGUUUAUUUAUGCCGCACGCGGUAUUCUCGCUGGCGUCUCCUUCUUCGCUGCUAGAAUGGAUGACAGCCAGCUACGCCUUGAUGCGCAUUCGCACACCCACGCCCAUAACCACCACCAUGGACAUUCCCAUGGAAGCACAGAAACUACUCGCGUCACAAAGUGGCUACUCCAUCGCAGCGAAGAUUAUCCCCUUUUGCAUAGCAUUCUCAAGGAGAAAGAUUCUCGCAGCAUCUUCUACUUCAUGUGCCUGAAUUUUACAUUUAUGCUUGUUCAGCUAUCCUACGGCUUUGUCACCGGCUCUCUCGGUCUGCUCAGUGAUAGUAUCCACAUGUUCUUCGAUUGCCUUGCUCUCGUUGUUGGACUUUGCGCUGCUGUCAUGAGUAAAUGGCCACCAAAUGCGCGGUUUCCAUAUGGCUAUGGCAAGGUGGACACCUUGUCUGGGUUUGCCAAUGGCAUUUUCCUCAUGAUUAUUAGCGUGGAGAUUAUCUAUGAAGCGGUGGAGCGGUUGUCUUCCGGAAGCCAAAUGCAUCGUAUCGGUGAAUUGCUAGCUGUCAGUGUAGCGGGCCUGCUCGUCAACCUGGUCGGCAUUUUCAGCUUCGAGCACGGACACCACCAUCAUGGUCACGACCAUGGCCAUGACCACUCUCAUGGAAAUGAGAACAUGCAUGGCAUUUUCCUGCAUAUUCUUGCCGAUACAUUGGGCUCGGUGGCUGUGGUGAUCUCGACCAUUCUCGUGCACUAUUCAGGAUGGUCAGGCUAUGACCCCUUGGCUUCAUGCUUCAUCGCUAUUUUGAUCUUUGCCUCGGCCGUACCGCUGGUCAGUAGCACGGCCAAAACUUUACUUUUAACUUUACCGGCGGAUACCGAGUAUAAUGUUCGUGAAACCCUGGCCGGCGUGAGUACUCUACGCGGGGUUGUGAGCUACACUGUGCCCAAAUUCUGGCUUGACGAUACCAGUUCCUCGUCUUCAGGUCAUGACCAUGCUCAUGAUAACUCUGGCCAUGGCGGCUGUGAUCAUAGUCACGGCCAGGACCACAGCCAUAGCCAUAGCCAUCACGACCACAGCCACGGCCAUGGACAUGAUCAUGGCCACAGUCAUGACCACGGGCACGAUCACGACCAUGACCAUGCGCAUGAACGCAAGAACCAGAAGGUCCUCGGAGUCAUUCACGUGGUUGCUUCUCGUGGCGCGGACCUCGAGGAUGUCCGUCAGCGGACAGUGAAAUACCUUCGCGAAAAGGAUAUGGAUAUCGUUGUCCAAGUGGAACGCGAUGGAGAUGGCCGUUGCUGGUGCGGGGGUGGAAGCAAAAGCCCCUGAGUGGUACAAGGCAAACUCCUAGGAGCCAAUUCAGACCCCGUUGGCUUAUAGGGUUCCAUACUCGGCUCAUUUCUGUCUUCCUGGCCAACCCGGCUGUCUCCAUCCCCAUAUCAUGUAUAAAACGGGGCAUUGGAAUUGGCUUGCCCAUCAGGCUCACCAAUCAGCAGCAGAUAACACAUAUUUCAAGAAAUGCUACA